Messenger RNA from Vespa velutina, 2116 nucleotides. It is a transcript of the gene Nap1, whose product is annotated as nucleosome assembly protein 1-like 1. The record is from RefSeq and is a predicted model, not a curated record. The transcript is spliced from 9 exons. Gene Ontology annotation, cellular component: chromatin; nucleus. NCBI's taxonomy places the organism in Eukaryota, Metazoa, Arthropoda, Insecta, Hymenoptera, Vespidae. Gene Ontology annotation, biological process: nucleosome assembly. Bases 240 to 1424 code for a protein of 394 amino acids. Gene Ontology annotation, molecular function: chromatin binding; histone binding.
GCCGCAAAUUUUAGAUUGGAGGUCAUCCCAUGUGCAUGUCUAUCUCUUGGCAUUAUAAUUGUUAAUCUUUCUUCAAUUUUUUAUAUAAUCUCAUAAAUUUUCUUUAUGAAAAAUUGAUUUUUUACAAUAUUUCAUUUCUACCUGUUGUUUUAAUCUUAUUUUAUAAUGAUAAAUUUUUACGUUUUAUGAUGUAUGCGUAUAUCCCAACAAAUAACCUUUUAGUAUUGUGAAGAUGUACUAUGACCACUGAUCCAGAACGUGCCGGAGAUACUACUGAUACGGAAUCUGUUGAAGAUGAAGAUGAACGCAACACUUCAGAGUUAGAUCCCCAAAUAUUUAGUAGACCUGACGGAUUAGAUGCUCUGCAAGAUCUCGUUUGUGCACCUGGAAUAGAGGUAUUCCAAAAUUAUAUUCAAAUGCAGUCGCUACCAGCACCUAUUAAACGUAGAAUUAAGGCUCUCAAACAACUACAACUGGUUACUACUAAUAUUGAAGCCAAAUUUUAUGAAGAAGUACACGCUUUGGAAUGUGCUUAUUACAAUAUGUGUGCACCAUUAUAUGAAAAAAGAAGUCUAAUAGUUUCUGGUUCGUAUGAACCAACAGAUGAGCAAUGUGUUUGGGAAAGUGAUGAAGAUGAAGAAGCCUUGUCAAAUGAAUUAAAAUUGAAAGCAAAUCUUGAAGAUUCUCAGGAAAAAAAAGAGGAAGCUGAGAAUGAAGAUAUUAAAGGAAUACCUGCAUUUUGGUUAACGAUAUUUAAAAAUGUUGGAAUGUUGGCUGAUAUGGUUCAAGAACAUGAUGAACCAAUUUUAACACAUUUAUAUGACAUUAAAGUAAAAUUUCUAAAAUCUAAUCCAAUGGGUUUUGUUCUCGAAUUCUAUUUUGAACCAAAUGAAUAUUUUACUAAUUCUGUUCUUACUAAAGAAUAUAUUAUGAGAUGUGUACCAGAAAAAAAUGAUCCAUUCAGUUUUGAAGGACCUGAAAUAUACAAAAGCAAGGGUUGUGUAAUUGAUUGGAAAAAAGGAAAGAAUGUAACAGUCAAAACAAUAAAAAAGAAUCAAAAGCAUAAAUCUCGAGGUUCUAUGCGUACAGUAACAAAAACUGUUCAAAAUGAUUCAUUCUUCAAUUUCUUUAGUCCACCAGUUGUGCCAGAUGAUGCAGAAGCGGAGUUAGAUGAUGAAACUCAAGCUUUGGUUACAAGUGAUUUUGAAAUUGGACAUUAUAUUAGAGAACGUAUAGUUCCUAGAGCUGUACUGUACUAUACAGGUGAAGGAUUAGAAGAUGAUGAAGAUUAUGAAGAUGAAGAAGAGGAAGAUGAUGAUGAUGAUGUUGUAACUACAGAAGAAGAAGAUGAAGAAUCUUCUCCAACCAACGCGCCUUCAGGUGGGAAACAACAAGGCGAUGAUCCUAAUGAAUAUCAAGCCUAGACUCUUCAACAUACCAGUGACAAAAUUAUGCGUAUCCCCCCUCUAAAUCAACGUUAAUAAUGAAUAGUAUAUGGCUAUUUACUGCUAAGACCUAAUGAUGUCAUAAGUGUAACAGUUAUGCUCUCAAUAUGAUUAUUGUCAUUUUUAAUUACUGCGUUUUAUACUGUUGUUACGUUUAUAUAUGCAGGCAAAAGGCUGGUUAAAUUUUUUUCCAGACGCGUUGAUCUAUGAACAAAUUUUGGGUACUGUUGAAGCAUUUUUAAUACAAAAGUAAAAAAAACUAUACAUAGAUCUUAUUUAUUUUAAUCUACCAACAUUUUUAUUGAAUUCUUUAAAAAUUGUUUUGAAAGAAAAAAGAAAAAAAAAAGAAUUAAAUAUAAACCAUAUGAUAUUAAAAUAAAACAUUAAUACUAUUUUAAUGAAAUAUAUAUGGUAGUAAUUUUAUGUUGAUGUCUUUUGCUUUAAUUCUUUUGCAUAAUGUAUCAGUGUUUCCAAACACAUACCUCAACAUGUAUGGUAAGUAAUAUUCUGUAUACCAUACAAUAUAUUAAACAUUAAAUAUAUACCUGCAUACAUUACAAAUUAAUUUAUAUGCUUCUAAAUAUUAUUGUGUAAAGACUGUACAUAAAAAACAUUACUUCCUUUGUAAUACAGAACUGUGUUGGGUAAAAUAGAAAUAUUUUUUACUUACA